GCUGCUGGUGGUCGUUUGCAGAUGUAUUACUGUCCUUGAACGUUAGCCUAUUUGAAAACACCAACAAAGCUCAGACAUCAGUAUGUCCAAGUACAAACUUAUUAUGUUAAGACAUGGAGAGGGUGCUUGGAAUAAGGAGAAUCGUUUCUGUAGCUGGGUGGAUCAGAAACUUAACAGUGACGGAAUGGAGGAAGCUCGGAACUGUGGGAAGCAACUCAAAGCACUAAACUUUGAGUUUGAUCGUGUAUUCACAUCUGUCCUUAAUCAGUCCAUCCACACGGCCUGGCUGAUCCUGGAAGAGCUGGGGCAGGAAUGGGUUCCUGUGGAAAGCUCCUGGCAUUUAAAUGAAUGCCACUACGGAGCCUUGAUUGGUCUUAACAGGGAGCAAAUGGCUUUAAAUCAUGGUGAAGAACAAGUGAGGCUCUGGAGAAGACACUACAAUGUGACCCCGCCUCCCAUAGAGGAGUCUCAUCCUUACCACCAUGAAAUCUACAGUGACCAGAGGUAUAAAGUGUGUGAUGUAUCCCUGGAUCAGCUGCCACAAUCUGAAAGCUUAAAGGAUGUUCUGGAAAGACUCCUUCCCUAUUGGAAUCAAAGGAUUGCUCCUGAAGUUUUAAGUGGUAAAACCAUUCUGAUAUCUGCUCAUGGAAAUAGCAGUAGAGCACUUCUGAAACAUCUGGAAGGAAUGUCAGAUGAAGACAUUAUCAACAUUACUCUUCCUACUGGAGUCCCCAUCCUUCUGGAACUGGAUGAAAACCUGCAUGCUGUUGGGCCUCACCAGUUCCUGGGGGACCAAGAGGCCAUCCAAGCAGCCAUUAAGAAAGUAGAGGAUCAGAGGAACUUUACCUAA
This is a messenger RNA of Nycticebus coucang (slow loris), 850 nucleotides long. RefSeq names its product bisphosphoglycerate mutase-like. The transcript has a single exon. Gene Ontology annotation, molecular function: intramolecular phosphotransferase activity. Lineage: Eukaryota; Metazoa; Chordata; Mammalia; Primates; Lorisidae. The record is from RefSeq and is a predicted model, not a curated record. The coding region runs from base 83 to 850 and encodes 255 amino acids. Gene Ontology annotation, biological process: glycolytic process.